AUGUCAGCUCUCAUCGCGAUCAGAGACGCCGCCCUGAACGGCAACGGUGGAGAAUACUCCCCGGCGAAGGAGAAAGCUUCGAAUAGAGGCGUAUACAACGGCGGAUUGCCGCUCCUCCACCUCCGCUUGCGGCUGUUGUUUGGCAGCGCAAAGUACAAGCUACUUCUCUUAUUAUGUCUCUUAAGCGUCCUCUAUUUGCUCAGCUCCUUCAUGGGCUGGAAGCCGCAGUAUUCUUCUUCCAUUUCUUCUACUUCGAGGGGUGGAUACACAGUGCUUAUCAACACAUGGAAGAGGAAUUCUCUACUUAAGCAGUCUGUUGCUCAUUAUGCAUCCUGCUAUGGAACUGAUGCAAUACGUGUCGUGUGGAGUGAAAGUGAUCCUCCUUCAGAUAAGCUAAAAGAUUAUCUUAAGAAUGUAGUGUUGAAGAAGUCGCAAACGGCUCACAAGCCCAACUUCAGAUUUGACCUAAACGAGGAAGAUAACCUAAACAAUAGAUUUAAGCCGAUUGAGGAUCUCAGAACUGAUGCAAUUUUCUCAGUGGAUGAUGAUGUAAUUGUUCCAUGCCCUACAUUGGAUUUUGCAUUCACUGUAUGGCAAACUGCUCCACUCACAAUGGUAGGAUUUGUCCCUCGCAUGCAUUGGCUGAAAAAGGAGAAAAAUGGUAUGGUUCAUUAUCAAUAUGGAGGAUGGUGGUCAGUUUGGUGGACGGGCACAUAUAGUAUGGUUCUCUCGAAAGCUGCAUUCUUUCAUAAGAAGUACUUGGAGUUAUACACACACAGUAUGCCAGCAUCAUUACAUGAUUAUGUAAGCAGGGAAAGAAAUUGUGAAGACAUUGCUAUGUCUCUUCUUGUUGCUAAUGCCACCGAAGCUCCUCCAAUGUGGGUUAAAGGGAAGAUCUAUGAGAUUGGGUCAUCAGGGAUAAGCAGUUUGAACGGGCAUAGUGAAACAAGAAAUAAAUGUCUCAAUGAUUUUAUUUCCCUCUACGGUACCAUGCCUCUGGUGCCAACCAACGUAAAAGCUGGGGAUGCAAGACAAGAAUGGUUCUGGUGA
This is a messenger RNA of Fraxinus pennsylvanica, 1050 nucleotides long. NCBI's taxonomy places the organism in Eukaryota, Viridiplantae, Streptophyta, Magnoliopsida, Lamiales, Oleaceae. The record is from the annotation of a GenBank genome assembly.